CCAUAAAAAAAACCUGAAAAUGAGGUCUCCGGCGUUCCGAGCGCAAAAACCACUGGCAUUUUCCGUUAUGCCGAAAACCUAGCCAGCAAAGACCAAUCCGCGCUGCCUAUGGGGGGGCUCACGUGCUCCGAUCGCCUCCCCGCUAGCGGUGGAUCCUGGACGGCAGAGGCGUCGGAGCGAUACGCGAGGGAGGUGUUCUGCAACGAUCCUGCUUGCGAUGAAGCCCUGCGGCUUAACUACUGUGGCAACGAGAUCUCGACCGCCAAGUACACUACGAUGAACUUCGUACCUAAGUCACUUUUCGAGCAAUUUCGACGAGUGGCUAACGUGUUCUUCCUCGUUGUUGCUUUCGUCUCCUUCACCCCUCUCGCGCCCUACCGGGCGGUGAGCAUUGCUCUUCCCCUUUUCUUUGUCGUCAGCGCUACUAUGGCUAAGGAGGCUGUCGAGGACUGGCGUCGAAAGCAGCAGGAUAUUGAAGUUAACAAUCGGAAAGUUGAUGUAUAUGAUGGAAGCCAUACUUUCAAUAGUACAGAAUGGAAAAAACUAAGAGUUGGGGAUAUCGUUAGAGUGGAGAAAGAUGAGUUUUUUCCUGCCGAUCUAGUUUUGAUUUCUUCAAGUAGUGAAGAUGGUUUUUGUUUUGUUGAAACAAUGAACCUUGAUGGAGAGACAAACCUAAAAAGAAAACAAUGCUUGACGGUUACAUCAAGAUUCCAGAGUGUUCAUUCUUUUCAGAAGUUUAGAAAUUUGAUUAAAUGUGAAGAUCCAAAUGAAAAGCUUUAUAGCUUCAUCGGAACAAUGUAUUAUGAAGGUUCAGAAUAUUCUCUUUCCUCCCAGCAGAUUCUUUUGAGGGACUCAAAGCUCAGGAACACUCAUUAUAUAUAUGGUGUUGUAGUUUUUACUGGUCAUGACACAAAAGUCAUGCAAAAUGCUAUGGAUCCUCCUUCCAAGAGGAGCAAGAUUGAGAUGAGAAUGGAUAAGAUAAUUUAUAUUCUCUUUUCUGUUCUUAUUGCAAUUUCUUCCACUGGUUCCAUCUUUUUUGGGUUAAAAACAAAGGAAGAUAUUCAUGAUGGGAUGGCCAGCAGGUGGUAUCUUAGACCAGACAAAACUUCUAUAUUAUUUGAUCCAAAAAGGACUUCAUUAGCAUCUUUUUGCCACUUUUUGACUGGUCUAAUGUUAUAUGGCUGCUUAAUACCUAUUUCUCUCUAUAUAUCUAUAGAAAUUGUUAAAGUUCUACAAAGCACAUUCAUUAAUCAGGACCAGGAAAUGUACUGCAAGGAAAUGGAUCAGCCUGCUCGCGCUCGAACAUCAAAUCUGAAUGAGGAACUUGGUCAGGUAGACACGAUCUUGUCUGAUAAAACUGGAACAUUAACAUGCAACUCAAUGGAGUUCUUGAAAUGUUCUAUUGCUGGUGUUGAUUAUGGUUGGGGAAACUCUGAAGUGGGUAAAGAUUUGAGUACAGGAACACUGGAUGGUGAAAUUGAGCUUCAACCAGUAGCAUGUAGUUUAAAGUCACAUGCAAAUGAUGGAGACUCGGGGAAGCAAGUGAAAGGAUUCAGUUUUUCAGAUGACCGAUUGAUGAAUGGGUCGUGGGUUAAGGAGCCUCACCAUGAUCUUAUACAGAUGUUCUUUCGUGUCUUGGCUGUCUGCCAUACUGCCAUCGCUGUGGUGGAUAGUAAAUCUGAUGGCAUUUCUUAUGAAGCUGAAUCGCCAGAUGAAGCAACUUUUGUUGUGGCUGCAAGAGAAUUGGGUUUUAAAUUCUAUGAAAAAACCCAGUCGAGCAUAUUAUUGCGUGAGUUUGAACCUUGUCUUGGCAGAAUGGUAGAUAGAACAUAUAAAAUUCUCUGCACAUUAUCAUUUAGCAGUUCUCGGAAGCGAAUGUCUGUUGUCGUAAUGACUGAGGAGGGUCAAGUGUUGAUCUUUUGCAAGGGUGCAGACAGUGUAAUAUUUACCAGACUUGCAAAGAAUGAGCAAAUUUUUGAGUCGACAACCAAAAAUCACAUUAAAAAGUACUCGGAGGCUGGCUUGCGUACAAUGGUUGUUGCUUACCGUGUGGUCAGUGAAGAAGAGUUCAACAUAUGGCAUGAUGAGUUUUCGAAAGCCAGCAAUGCUGUCAGUGCUAAUCGUGAUGAAAUGGUUGAUGCAGCCGCUGAAAAAAUUGAGAGGGGCUUGAUUCUUUUAGGUGCUACAGCAGUUGAGGACAGUUUACAAAAAGGGGUUCCUGAAUGCAUUGACAAACUAGCUCAAGCUGGAAUCAGAAUCUGGGUUCUGACUGGUGAUAAGUUGGAAACUGCAAUCAACAUCGGGUUUGCCUGUCACUUACUGCGGAAAGAUAUGAAGCAAAUCAUAAUUACUCUAGAUGAAUUAGAUCCCUCUGUUUUUACCAAGGGAGAUGAUGAAGCCCUUAAAAAGGCUUCUCAUGAAAGUGUUACCAGACAAUUACAUGAAGCACAAUUUAAAGCUAAUAUAUCGGAAAGGAAUUCUGUUCUCUAUGCUCUUAUUAUUGAUGGUAACUCUCUGGCCUUUGCUCUUUCAAAAGAUUUGGAGAGGUCCUUUUUUGAUCUGGCCUCUGUUUGUGCAUCUGUUAUCUGUUGUCGGACAUCUCCUAAACAGAAAGCACUUGUUGCCAGAUUAGUUAAAAGAACUACAAAGAAAACAACACUUGCAAUUGGUGACGGUGCAAAUGAUGUUGGAAUGCUUCAGGAGGCUGAUGUUGGUGUGGGCAUUAGUGGAGUUGAGGGGAUGCAGGCUGUAAUGUCUAGUGAUUUUGCAAUUGCUCAAUUUCGUUAUUUGGAGCGUUUACUACUUGUUCAUGGGCAUUGGUGUUACAGGCGGAUUGCUGCCAUGAUUUGCUAUUUUUUCUACAAGAACAUUACGUUUGGCUUUACCCUGUUCUGCUUUGAGGUUCAUACUUCUUUCACUGCACAACCUGCAUACAAUGACUGGUACAUUGCCUUCUACAAUGUUGUCUUCACCUCACUUCCAGUGAUUGCUCUUGGCGUAUUUGAUAAGGAUGUCUCCUCACGGCUCUGCCUGAAGUACCCGCUGAUGCACCAGGAUGGAGUGCAGAACAUUCUAUUCAGCUGGCCUCGCAUUCUCGGCUGGAUGAUUAAUGGAGUCUUCAGCUCCAUCAUAAUAUACUAUUUCACUUCAAGCGCCAUCCUUGACCAGGCCUUCCGGGUGGAUGGGCGGGUCGGAGGACUUGAUAUGCUUGGUCUCACCAUGUACACCUGUGUGAUCUGGACUGUGAACUGCCAGUUAGCUCUCUACCUGAACUACUUCACCUGGAUCCAGCACCUUUUUAUUUGGGGCAGUAUCUCUUUCUGGUAUGUCUUUUUGGUCAUCUAUGGACUCUUUCCUCCUUUUAUUUCUACAUCAGCGUACUGGGUGUUCCUGGAAGCUGCAGCUCCUAGUCCAAUUUACUGGAUUGUCACUUCAGCUGCUGUGAUCAUUGCCCUUUUACCAUAUUUUGUUUACAAAAUUUUCCAAACAAUUUUUUCUCCUGAAUAUCUUUAAGAUGUUCAAGGGAAAUGUCAUGAGAAUAUGCGAUGAAGCCAUAUAGUUUAGAACUAGUUUUUCUUUUCUUAUCAAUCCAUAUACUUAGGUGUUAUAGUUUUUAUAAAGAAAUAUGUUUAUAUUGAUUGUAAUUCUUUACACGAAUUUUGCUGCAUGCAUAAUUUGCAGAUCUUUUCAUUCA
This is a messenger RNA of Dendrobium catenatum, 3694 nucleotides long. RefSeq names its product probable phospholipid-transporting ATPase 8. NCBI's taxonomy places the organism in Eukaryota, Viridiplantae, Streptophyta, Magnoliopsida, Asparagales, Orchidaceae. Gene Ontology annotation, biological process: phospholipid translocation. The transcript is spliced from 11 exons. Gene Ontology annotation, molecular function: ATP binding; ATPase-coupled intramembrane lipid carrier activity; ATP hydrolysis activity. The coding region runs from base 109 to 3513 and encodes 1134 amino acids. Gene Ontology annotation, cellular component: plasma membrane. The record is from RefSeq and is a predicted model, not a curated record.